AUGUCGGUUAUCGUCCCGCUCCGCUGGCUGCUGCUCCAGGCCCGUCCAGAGAGUCCCUCAUGCACUUCUCAGAUCGAUCCUCUACCUCAUUCCUGUGGAGUGGAUGAGGAAACUGAGGCAGACAGAGUCUGCGGACGAGGGUUCAAGGCCGCGCAGCCGGCAGAGGCAUGCAGCGCGGUGGGGACGGGAGACUCUAGCGUCUUGCAUCUUUGGACGGAGCGACGCCUUCCCUCUCCCUUUCUUUGCUGCGAGGCCGCGGGUGUGGCUGAGCCUGCGGCUGUGCGUGUGAGCGGAGGCCAGGCCAGCGGAGGGACGUCGGAGGGGGGAGGCUGGAAAGCCGGGAAGGCGGCCCGGAGGAGGCGGCGCGGAGUCGCAGAGCGCUGGCCAAGGCGUGCCCCGGUCUGCAGGGCAGCGGGGUGUGCCCGUCCGUCCCCAGUAGGCGUCCGGGGCUGGGCCAGCGGUGCACCCAGGCGCACACAGUCCGGGCUGGGCUGGUGCAGGCGGCUGGGCCGGAGGAGGGGGCCGGGCAGGCGGGGCGGGAGCUGCGGGGGCUGCAGGGGCGCGGCGGGAGCGGGGGCGCGCACAGCCCCUUCCGGGGGCGCCCGCCCUUGCGGGCUCCCAGUCCCGCUGCCCGCAGCUCGGCUCCGCGACGCCCCGCCCGCGGCCAGCCCGGGUUUCCGCCCUGCUUCCCUGUGCUUAGGAUUCGCAGCCGCAUCCCCCGACGCUCGCAGCCAAUUUCACGGCCUCUGGGCCCGGCGCGGGGCGGGGAUCGUAAACCCGCGGGUGCGGGGCGGGGGCCGGCGGGUCCUGGCAGGGACUGGCCUGCCUGCGGACCGGGGCGACCAGGAGCGAUCGCAGCGAGGAUGUGUGUGCCCGGAGAGGACUUGGGUGAGGAGCUGCUGCCGCCAGAGCUGGGCCAGGACCGGAGACCCACUGCCACUGCUGCUGCCACCUCUGCUGCUGCGGGGACCUCCCUGAGACCGGGCCGGGAGCAGAGCCUCGCUGGCCGGAGGGGUCCCCUCUCUCCGCAGACGGCUGGAACCAGGUGGCAGAUGGGUGUCUUCCUCCCUGCCCCUGUCUCGCCGGCUCCCCCUGGGAUCGUCUGAGCCCAGAACCUGAGGAGAAAGGAGAGGCGGAGGCGGAG
Messenger RNA from Pipistrellus kuhlii (Kuhl's pipistrelle), 1144 nucleotides. RefSeq lists its product as uncharacterized. The record is from RefSeq and is a predicted model, not a curated record. The transcript has 4 exons. The coding region runs from base 1 to 978 and encodes 325 amino acids. Lineage: Eukaryota; Metazoa; Chordata; Mammalia; Chiroptera; Vespertilionidae.